Messenger RNA from Micromonas pusilla CCMP1545, 1503 nucleotides. Its product is annotated as glycoside hydrolase family 37 protein. NCBI's taxonomy places the organism in Eukaryota, Viridiplantae, Chlorophyta, Mamiellophyceae, Mamiellales, Mamiellaceae. The annotation marks the transcript as partial. The transcript is spliced from 2 exons. The record is from RefSeq and is a predicted model, not a curated record. Gene Ontology annotation, molecular function: alpha,alpha-trehalase activity. Gene Ontology annotation, biological process: trehalose catabolic process.
GACUGGACCGAGGACGGCCCGCCGUUCGCGGCGUCGAUCGCUCGAGAGGAUCUCCGAUCGUUCGCGCGGAGCGUCCACGCGCUCUGGCCCUCGCUCGCGCGCGCGCCGUCGUCGUCGUCGUCCGACGCCCUCGCGGAGGCGCGCGCGCCGCGCGACACGCUCAUCCCGACGCCGCACGUAUCGCUCGUCCCCGGGGAGCGGUUCCGGGAGACGUACUACUGGGACUCGUACUGGGUCGUCGUCGGGCUCCUCGCGAGCGGGAUGCGCGACGCCGCGGAAGGGGUCGCGCGCAACAUGCUGCACCUCGUGAAGACGCGCGGGUUCGUCCCGAACGGCGCGAGGGUGUAUUACCUUAAUCGCUCGCAGCCGCCCGUGCUCGCGGCCGCGGUGCUCGCGGUCGUGGAAGCCCACCGCGCCUCGAGCGGCGGCGACGACGGCGAUGGCGGCGACGGCGGCGGCGGCGGCGGCGGCGGCGGCGGCGGCGAAGCGCUCGCUCGAGACGCACUCCCUCUGCUUCUCGCCGAGUACGAAUACCUCACGCGCCCGGAGCGCGUCGUCAGGGUCGUCGGCGCGUCCGGCACGCCGCGCGCGAUGUCCCGGUACUGGGCGAACACGGACGCGCCGAGGCCCGAGAGCUGGCGCGAGGACGUCGCGCUCGCGACGGAGGAAUGCGGCUUCGACGUCGACUCGAGCGAGGCGAAGGCGAUGUGGCGCGAGAUCGCGACCGCGGCGGAGAGCGGGCACGACUUCAGCUCGCGGUGGCUCGAAGACGACGCCGCCGAUGACGACGACGACGACGGCGUCGGCAGCGGCGGCGUCGGCGGCGACGCGCCGCCUACACCGGCGUCGCUGCGAUCGAUUCGAACGACGCGGAUCGUCCCCGCGGAUCUGAACGGUUUCAUGCUCAAGACGGAGUCGUGCGUGUCUCGCAUCGCGCGUCUCGUCGGCGACGACGUCGUCGCGGAGACGUUCGACGCGCGCGCGACCGAGCGAGCGUCGGCGAUGCGAGACGUGUGCUGGGACGACGCGCACGGACGGUGGAGGGACGUCGUGCUGCCGCGCCGCGCCGAAGGGUUCGUUCGGGGCGUCUACGCGUCGGACUACGUUCCGCUGUGGUGCGGCGCGGCGUCCUUGGAUCCGAAGCUCGCGCUCGAGUGCGUGAAGUCGAUUCGAUCGUCCGGGCUGAUUCUCCCCGGCGGCGUCGCGAGCAGUUUGCGUCACACCGGGCAUCAGUGGGAUUAUCCAAACGCGUGGGCGCCGCUCGCGCACGUCGUCGUCGAGGGGUUAGACGCGCACGGCGGGGACGAGGGUAAAAAACUCGCGAGGGAGAUCGCGGUGAGGUGGGUCGAAUCCAACGCGACGCUGUUUCGAAAGACCGGGUACAUGCACGAGAAGUACGACGCGCGGACGCCCGGGGAACGACCCGGCGGCGGCGGCGAGUACGUCCCGCAGCGAGGGUUCGGGUGGUCCAACGGCGUCGCGCUCGCGUUCCUCGAGAAAUAC